AGCGCGGGGCGCGGGGCUGCAGGAGGCGCGGACAAUACCGGGGCGGCGGCGGCGGCUUCGGCCCCGAUCGGCUCCGUUCGGACACGCUCGGCCCGGCCCGGCCCCGCUCGGCCCCCCUCGGCCCCGCCCGGCCCCCCUCGGACCACCUCGGCCUCCUUCGGCUCUGCCCGGCCCGGUUCGACCCCGCUGGUCUCGCCCCGGCUCGGCUCGGCGCGGCGCGGCCCGGCACGAUGCUGGCGCUGUUCAACAAACUGCUGGACUGGUUCCGGGCGCUGUUCUGGAAGGAGGAGAUGGAGCUGACCCUGGUGGGGCUGCAGUACUCGGGCAAGACCACCUUCGUCAACGUCAUUGCGUCAGGACAGUUCAAUGAAGACAUGAUCCCAACGGUGGGCUUUAACAUGAGGAAAAUCACCAAGGGGAACGUUACCAUAAAGCUCUGGGACAUCGGUGGACAGCCGCGGUUUCGCAGCAUGUGGGAGCGGUACUGCCGCGGAGUGAGUGCCAUCGUGUACAUGGUGGAUGCUGCUGACCAGGAGAAGAUAGAGGCCUCCAAGAAUGAACUGCACAACCUGCUUGACAAGCCACAGCUCCAGGGCAUCCCGGUUCUAGUGCUGGGGAACAAGCGAGACCUGCCUGGUGCCUUGGAUGAGAAGGAGCUCAUUGAGAAAAUGAACCUCUCUGCUAUCCAGGACCGAGAGAUUUGUUGCUACUCCAUCUCCUGCAAAGAAAAGGACAACAUUGACAUCACCCUACAGUGGCUUAUCCAGCACUCGAAGUCUAGGAGAAGCUGAGAUCCUGCAGGCUGCAGCUCGGAUCGGGAAGAUGCCAUUGUACAAGCCCAUGCCCCUUCUCUCUCCUGCUCUGUCCCUCCAGCUCUCUCUAGAUGGGUAUUUUUAGGGGACCCCAGACUCCGCUUGCAUUGAGGUGGAGCCCUUGUUUUUAUUGUAAAGAAAAUGUCCGACUCUGCCCUCUUCUCCUCUCCUCUCUCUGUCUCUUCCUUGAAUUUUGGCACUGUUCUGUUGUUGUCUGUGUAUACAGUAUAUAUAUAUAUGUAUAUAUAUUUUAAUUUUUUAAUUUAAGCGGUAGCGCUGUCACUAAAUCAUGCCCCGUGAGUGAUAGGAAGGCUGUGGGCUCCCCAGCUCUGGCCGAGGAGCCAUGCUGGGAGGAAGAUGAGGUGGUGGCAGAAGGCGGCCCCUUGGAGAUGGGAUUGGGGCUGCAGGCAGGUUCCCUGGGGCUCCCUCAUCCCUUCCCUGGGUGCCCUACCCGAGCCCCGGGCUGGGAGCACCCUGCGGGGUGGGGAAUGUGCCUGCCUUGCCCUUCGCAAGGCUUUGCCCCCACGGGCAGGGGUUGGGGGGAGGCAAUGCUGACCCCUGGGCUUCUCACCCCUUCGGAGGGGCAGGGGUCAGUCAUGACCCACUACAAUCAGCUUCCCCAUCGCCUCUGGCUGCCGUACCACUGCCUCAGUCCCUCCUUGCUGCCCUGGGCCACUCGCACUGCUGCCCCACAUCGUCCCCAGACCCCCGAGGCUGAAUCCAGCCCUGCUGCCCCAUCCUGCUGCCCCACUGCCGAGGGACCGGAGCCACCGCAGGGGGGGCAGCGAUGCCAACAGCCCCCGUGGGGAGCAGGGGUCUGGCUCCUGCCCCCUCUCUGCACCAGCUUGCCUCCUGACGGGGCUCGGCCCAGUGUAGCUUCUUGGGGGGCCAUGCUGGCUCUCCACAUGCCAAAAGGCAUCGCCUGUGCCCGGCUGGGGGCUGCUGGCUCUGCCCCAGCCAGGGACAUGGCGCGGGAAUGCCAGGGAUGGGGGAACAUGGAGACACCUUCCCCAGGGGCGGUGAGAGCCCCUCUGCGCCUGCAGCGCUGCUCGCCACAGCCAGAUUGUUCUCCGGGAUGUGCUCCCAACACAGAUCCCCAGCUCUGCUGGGGUGGGAAACAUGGAGUCAGGGGACAGUGGAGCACAGUUGGGUCGUUUCUGCGGGUGGGGAGAGGGUGAGAGGAAAUGUUGGGAAGGGUCAGGAAGGCUUUGCCCAUCUGUGCUGUGUGAUGAGUUGCUGGGUCUCUGCAAGGGCAGCCUGGGCAGGUGGUUUGGGACCAGCUUGAGGGGGAUUUUGCUGGGCUGGGGAGGAUGCGCUGGCAUUGGGAGUGCGGGCAUGUGGUGGGAUCAAGGCAGUGGCAACUCAGGGCUAGGGAAGAGG
This is a messenger RNA of Cuculus canorus (common cuckoo), 2192 nucleotides long. RefSeq names its product ADP ribosylation factor like GTPase 8A (gene ARL8A). The record is from RefSeq and is a predicted model, not a curated record. Lineage: Eukaryota; Metazoa; Chordata; Aves; Cuculiformes; Cuculidae. The transcript has 7 exons. The coding region runs from base 231 to 791 and encodes 186 amino acids. Gene Ontology annotation, cellular component: lysosomal membrane. Gene Ontology annotation, molecular function: GTPase activity; GTP binding. Gene Ontology annotation, biological process: anterograde axonal transport; protein transport.